GCAGUCACCGGGAAAAGUUUCGGAAACAAGAAUUUUCGUGCUGCUUUAGAAGAUGGAAUCAUCCUGUGUGAUCUAAUUAACAAGAUCAAACCUGGCAUCAUUAAAAAGAUCAAUCGCCUGUCAACACCAAUAGCUGGAUUGGAUAAUAUAAAUGUGUUUUUGAAAGCUUGUGAAAACCUUGGAUUAAAAGAAGCUCAGCUUUUUCAUCCCGGCGACCUUCAGGAUUUAUCUAACCGAGUUACCGUCAAACAAGAAGAGACUGACAGAAGAGUAAAAAAUGUUUUGAUUACCUUAUACUGGCUGGGCAGGAAAGCAGCCAGCAGCCCUUCCUAUAAUGGCCCCCACCUGGAUUUGAAAGCCUUUGAGAAAUUGCUUGGACAAGCUUUGACAAAGGCCCUUGGGGAAUCCUGCAGCCCCAAGCAAAGUGGAAGAGACAGUGGCUACGGCGACAUUUGGUGCGUUGAACGCAUCGAUCCGCUUUCGUUGUCCGCCAGCCAUAAGCGGGACGAUUCCUUAGACAGCUUAGACUCCCUUGGCUCAAGGUCUUCCACCAGCUUCUCGUCGGACCUGACUCUGAAAGGCGGCAGUGAAGAUUGCGAAAGUGACACGGAUUCCGAAAUACGCACAAGAAUGCAUGACUCCGGCAAAGAUGAUAUGUCCUACCGCCGAGUGGCCUUAAUCGAACCCAAGCCUGCUUCAGAAUUCAACCGCUUCCUACCCAGCAAAGCCAAGCCACCCACGUACAUGCCGGCGCCCUUGAGAAAGAAGAGAAUCGAGAAGAACGAAGAUAAUAGGAGAAGCUGGGCAAGUCCUGUGUUUACUGAAUCAGAUGGAAAUUUUUCAAGGCUUUUGCAAAAGAUUUCUGAGGAGCACGGGAGUAAAUCCUUGAAUGACGUCAGUGCCGAUGAACUACAAACGAUCCGGCAGAUGCGUUAUGACGAGCUCCAGAGAAUAAAAGCUCAGCUGCGGGAGCAAGACCAGCAAUGGCAAGAUGACCUGGCAAAAUGGAAAAGUAGGCGCAAGAGUCACACCUCUGACCUGCAAAAGAAGAAAGAGGAGAGAGAAGAAAUCGAGCGAAGAGCUUCUGAAAGCUCAGAAAGGCGCAGCAAAACCCUGAGGGAAAUGCAGCAAGACAGGGUGAGGCGGGAUCAGGCUGCCCUGAGGAACUCUUGGGAGGAGACGGAGCCAAGGGAUUCCUCCAGCAAUGACGUCUUUAGCGAAGAGAAAGCACCUCCAAAAGUUUGUGUUCCAAGUGAGGCGGAUGGUGGCUUGAAGGCAGGAGAAAAUCAUGAGCAGGGUGGCCAAAAACCAGAACGUGGGGCAAAGGCCGAACCGCCGAUCUCAGCUCAGAGCCUGGCCAGAGGAAGGAGAGAGCCCCCUUUGCCAAGUUCCCCUUCGGCGAACGCACAAACCAGGUCCGGUCGGGUUUCAGCUUCCCUCCCGAGAAGUUACCAGAAGACCGACACAGCCAGGUUGACGUCGGUGGUCACCCCGAGGCCGUUUGGGGCCCCUCUGAGAGGAAUUUCAUCGCUUCCCAGAUCCUUUACGAUGGAUGCAGCUGUGAAAUACAAUGGAGGAGUCGAAGGGUCCAGGAGGGCUCAGUCGGGGAUCAGCAGGGGCCCACAGGCUCAGGCAGGAGGGGGGCAAAGCCAAGGCCAGAUGGAGCCCAGAGGUCCAGAAGACAGCAAAAGUAGGACAAGCCACUUGCUUGGGGAGCACCGAAGGGGAGUGCCUGAGUUGGAUCCUGAGUGGGAUCAUCACGCCAGUCCCGACUCAGUGACCGUCGCAUCUUCCACCCCCAAAGAGAGAACCCUUUCAGGGACCGAGGAGUCAAGAUGGCAGGAGCAAUACAGUGAUAUGAGGAUCAGUAUAAACCAGAAACCAGGCAGUAGCCGUAGCUUUGGAUUUGCCACAUACCAGAAUCCUUCUGGUGUCUUCGUAAAAUCAAUAGAAGAAGGCAGCCCUGCAGACUUUUGUCAGUUGGAAGUUGGGGAUGAAAUCCUCUCCCUGGGGGGCACCAGCAUUUCACACCUGGACCAGGGCGAGUGGGAAGGUGCCAUCAGCCGGGCCCUGGAAAGUGGGCACCUCGUCAUGGACGUGAGGCGGCAUGGAAGGAAGGAUUGGGGCAAAGACCAGCCUUUCCUGCCAUUUGCAAGGCACAAAAUCCUCAAUCUUACAAGUAUGGCUACCAACAUUAUAGGUACACCAGAAAACAAAUGGAUUGAUGCGACAUCGGGAGAUCACACUUCAACACAAAGUCAACAAAUGUCAGAAAAAGAGUUGCACAGCCAUUUCCAGAAUGAUGGCUCUGAAACAAAAGUCAAUGGAACGCAAGACGAUCCAAGCUACUGUGAACAAAAAGACACAGAACCUAUUUCUUUGAAAAACUUAAAAAGGAGGUCCCAGUUUUUUGAACAAGGAGCACCAGGUUCCCUUUACAAUUCAUGGGUGUACCUUUGUGGAGGCCCAGAACCUGCAAUACUUGAUCUCCCCGUUCCACCCAUUGCGGCUCCAGGCCGCCGGACUUGGGAUCAAGAAGAAGAAAGGAAAAGGCAAGAGAAGUGGCAGGCAGAGCAGGAGCGCUUACUCCAGGAGCAGUACAGGCGUGAGCAAGAGCGGCUGAAGGAAGAGUGGCUGAAAGCGCAGCGGGAGGCUGAAAAGGAGAUCUCCCACUCCUCAGAUGAGGAACAGACUAUCCUGACAUCCCCUGCUAUGUCUGGAAGUGUACAAGAGCCCCCAACUUCUUUGUGGGAAAGAAAUGGAAGUAACAGGACUGAUUAUCUUAGUUCUGAAAGAAAAUGGGAAGAGGAAAGCAAACCUGAGAAUCAGGGAAAAGAUAAAUGUCUAAGUGAGCUAGCAACAAGCAGCUUACAACAGCAAGCAAUUUUACAGGUGGAGCAAAAGAGAAAGUUACAAGAAAUGGAAAAUGGGAAGGAAUGUAAUGUGCAGGACACAGUAUACUAUGCAAAGGAACCAAGUUAUCAGGAAGAAAUAUCUCAGCAGCCACUGGUGGAAUCAGUCAAGGAACCAAGAUAUCAGGAUGAAGUACCUCAAAAGCCACAGGUAGAACCUGUCAAGGAACCAAGGUAUUGGGAAGAAGCAUUUCAGAAACCACAGGUGGAACCUUUCAAAGAAGCAAAGUAUUGGGAAGAAGCAUCUCAAAACCUGCUGAUGGACUCAACUAAGGAACCAAAGUAUGGUGAAGAAACAUCUCAGAAUCUGCUCUUUGAACCAAUCAAAGAACCAGGGUAUCAGGAAGAGACAUCUCAAAAGUUACUAUUGGAACCACUCAAGGAACCAAGAUAUUGGGAAGAAGCAUCUCAAAAAUUUCAUGUGGAACCAAUCAAGGAACUAAGAUAUCGGGAAGAAGCAUCUCAAAACCUGCUGAUGGAACCUAACAAGGAACCAAGGUUUUGGGAAGAAGCAUCUCAAAACCUGCUGAUGGAACCGAUCAAAGAACCAAGGUAUCAGGAAGGAGCAUCUCAAAACCUGCUAAUGGAACCAAUCAAGGAACCAAGGUAUUGGGAAGGAGCAUCUCAAAACCUGCUAAUGGAACCAAUCAAGGAACCAAGGUAUCAGGAAGAAGCAUCUCAAAAUCUGCUAAUGGAACCAAUCAAGGAACCAAGGUAUCGGGAAAAAGCAUCUCAAAAGCUGUUAGUGGAACCUAUCAAGGAACCAAGAUAUUGUGAGGAAACUUCUCAGAAUCUGCUGGUGGAACCAGUCAAGGAAGUUUCAGUGCAAAGAUUCCAGUAUCAAAGACAUUAUGAAGCACCAACAAGACUCUCCAAUGAGCAAGGAAGGCACUUCAGUGCCGACAGAAGUAAAUCCAAAUCAACCACUGAUUUAGACAAUCAUCAGGCCAGUGGGCUGAAGAAGAGAUUCCCGGAGCCGUGCUGGAAUACCACCAACUCACUGAAAAGACCUCAGAAGGAACAUGGCUUGUCACCCGCUGAGCUGGAGAGGCAGCAGAUCCUUCAGGAAAUGAGGAAAAAGACGUCCCUGCACACAGACAGCAGCUGGAUCCGGCAGCGCAGUUCCAGCAUGCACAAAGAGCCCAGCAGCCUGUCCAGCAGCCGAAUGAGGAGAGGUGAGAGCUUAGAUAAUCUUGACUCUUCAAGAACAAAUUCCUGGAGACCUCACUCCUGGAUGAGCCAGUCUGCAUCUUCAACAUCUUUAUCAAGCAGCCAAGAUUUUGGUCAACCUAUUCCUCCAGUGGUGUCCACUUCAAAUCGUGCUUACAUGCGCACCCCGUCUUCCAGCCUGCCCUCCCCUUCUGCUACAUCUAUGAAGACAUCAUCCUUGCCUCACAUUCCCCCCUCAUCUUCUGUUCCUCAUGCUCAGUCACCAACCUCUUCUUCCCAGCCUGGAACUCAACAGCGCAACAGGUCGGUGAGUGGAAAGCGAAUGUGUUCCAGCUGUAGAAACGCUCUGGGCAAAGGAGCGGCCAUGAUCAUCGAAUCUCUUGGCCUUUGCUAUCAUUUACAUUGUUUUAAGUGUGUGGCUUGCGAGGGCAACCUUGGAGGAUCGCAGGCUGGAGCAGAAGUCCGUAUCCGAAACAGUGAGCUCUUCUGCAACAACUGUUAUCUCAGAUUUAAAAUAGCUGGACAGGCAACUGCCAUGUGAUCCGAGCAUGAAGAUGAAGCUUCUGCAACAGUUUGGGAAAGAGGCUGCUGCUGUAGAUCUAUAAAGAUGCAGAGCGGGUGUGUUUUGUAGGGCCUGUCUAGAUCAUGUAGAAAAUUAACUGCAUCCUCCAUAAAACUUAUUUUGAAGUAUUUAUGAGAAGGUCAUCCCAAUUACAUUUGAUGUAUAAUCCCAUCCUAAAAUAAGAAGCAGAGGAUUGUUGGGAAUUUCAGAUGGGACAUUCUAGAGAGUUGUGCAGAACUUUGUAAGAAUUACAUUUGAAGGCACGCAGAAGUGGUUGCGUCUUUAUUUCAGUUGCUAAGCUUAAGUAAUAUUACCCUUUUAAAACUGUCAACUUCACUUUAUUCAAUAUCCCUUUGUGCUUUAGUGGUUAAAUCCAGCUGGGGAAAUUGUGAAGCAUUCUUUUUCGUUCCAUGUUUGAAAAAUGUAACUCUACUUGCACCUCAAACACGUUAAUAUAACUGAAGAAUUUUUCCUUCUGUUUUCUUUUGUAUUUGUAAAUAAAGUUGCUGAUGCUGCACUUAAACAAACUGCUUGAAU
Molecule: messenger RNA, 5181 nt
Organism: Python bivittatus (Burmese python)
Lineage: Eukaryota; Metazoa; Chordata; Lepidosauria; Squamata; Pythonidae
Source: RefSeq, a predicted model, not a curated record